AUGUUUGGAGAUGAGGCUACUAAUACCAGAUUUGAUUUAUUAGAUGAGUGGUCAAGGUUAAGGAAAGUGAAUGACCAGCUGCUGGAGGGGUCUUCACCAGGAUCUGUUGUCACAUUCUCUAAAACUGGAGAGUCUAAUUCAAACAUUUUUAUGGAUUUUCUACGCAAUCAUUUCAGGAAGAUAGUCCCAGAUAAUGAACUUGUGUUGUUGUUGUUAGAUGGACACGCAUCUCAUAUCCCUGUUAGCACAUUUGAAUGGGCAAGGAAUCAUAAUAUUAUACUCCAGUUAAUACCAGCACUCACCAGCCAUUUUUUACAACCACUAGAUGUAGGUUGUUAUGGCCUUCUUAAAGAUAUUUACAACAGUCUGUCUCAUAAAACUAUCAGAACGAAAAACUGUGCACUAGAUCAUAAUGAUGUGUGUCCCAUGGUAUGCAAAGCUUACAAAGAUGCAUUAUCAACUAGUAAUUUGCAGUCGGCUUUUAGAAAAACAGGAAUAUAUCCAUUCACCAAAGAUGUCAUGGAGUUGCCACUAGAACCAUCUGAAGCAUUAUGCCUCACUGACUCUGAAAGCAUUGAAGAAAGCCAGGUUGAGAAUGUUAUUGACUUACAUUUACUAAAUGAAGACAAUAGCUUAUCAGAAGCAGAAAUUGUAAAUGAGAGAAAUCAUGGGAAACUUUUAAUCAGACAGGUUGAAAGGACAGAGAAUCCUUUUUUCAUUGGUGAUCUAGGAGAUAUUAUCAGAAAACACAAGAUUUGGCAAAAAAGUUUUCCGACGGUUGUACCAUUCUACGCAGUGAAAUGCAAUGAUUUCUACCCCGUGCUGCGUUUAAUGGCUGACAUGGGGAUGUCCUUUGAUUGUGCAAGCAAGAUUGAAAUACAGAAAAUUCUGGAUCUUGGUGUUGAUCCGACCAGAAUCAUCUAUGCUAAUCCAUAUAAGCAGAUAUCAUUUUUGAAGUAUGCCGCUGAUAAUGACGUUGCUAUGAUGACAUUUGAUUGUGAUGAUGAACUAGAAAAGAUCAAAGAAGAGUAUCCUGCCGCAAAACUGGUAUUGCGAAUAUGUCCACAAUCAAACCACAAGGUAAAACAUCCAUUAAAAAGAAAGUUCGGAUGUCAUCCUUUAAAAGCAUCACAGCUUCUUGAAUAUGCAAAGGAAUUGAAAUUAAACGUAAUUGGUGUAAGUUUUCAUGUUGGAAGUGGUUGCCAAGAAGCCGCAGCUUAUCGAGCAGCUAUAGAGGAGUCAAGAUAUGUAUUUGAAUUAGGACUUGCUAUGGGAUUCGAUAUGACUCUAUUGAAUAUAGGUGGAGGUUUUCCUGGAAGAAACGUCCAAAAUGAUAAAAACACUUUUAAAGAGAUAUCUACCGUAGUGAAUAAAUCAUUAGACAAAUAUUUCAAUGGGAAUGACGUCAGAAUAAUAGCUGAACCUGGACAGUUUUACGUAUCCUCAGCUUUUACAAUAGCAACCAAUAUUAUAGCGAAGAAAAUUGUCGAUAAAGAAAUUGAAAAUAUAACAACUGAUGGUGAAUUUCACGAUAACACAGAUACACUUUAUAAACAAAUUAGAAUGUAUUAUGUCAAUGAUGGAAUUUAUGGAUGCUUUUUCGAUUGUCUUCUCUACCCUGGCUGGUUCAUUCCAUCACAUUUUAAGGACGACGACGAAAAAGUGUAUGACAGCACUAUAUGGGGACCGACUUGUGAUGCUGUAGAUUUAAUUAUUGAAAACAUCAACCUACCAGACUUGAAAAGAGGAGAGUGGAUUUACUUCAAGAAUAUGGGAGCAUAUGCAUUCCAAUGUGUGACUUCUUUCAAUAGCAUGCCCAAAGUAAAAGAAUAUUUCAUAUGUGAUCGAAUGUUAUGGGAGGAAAUCUAUCCACUAGAAUAAAGUCGACUAAUCAAGACUACACAAAAAGAAUGAUAAGCACAUUGGUUUAUGUCGAGUAUAUGAAACCUUCACAACUUGUAAGA
Messenger RNA from Mytilus trossulus (common blue mussel), 1964 nucleotides. Its product is annotated as ornithine decarboxylase-like. Gene Ontology annotation, cellular component: cytoplasm. The record is from RefSeq and is a predicted model, not a curated record. Gene Ontology annotation, molecular function: nucleic acid binding; ornithine decarboxylase activity. Lineage: Eukaryota; Metazoa; Mollusca; Bivalvia; Mytilida; Mytilidae. The transcript has 12 exons. Bases 1 to 1881 code for a protein of 626 amino acids.